This is a messenger RNA of Trypanosoma conorhini, 657 nucleotides long. RefSeq lists its product as uncharacterized. NCBI's taxonomy places the organism in Eukaryota, Euglenozoa, Kinetoplastea, Trypanosomatida, Trypanosomatidae. The transcript has a single exon. The record is from RefSeq and is a predicted model, not a curated record. Bases 1 to 657 code for a protein of 218 amino acids.
AUGGAUACUACCGAUGUCUACCGUUUGCGCCUCGCUGCUGUUGAGCGGGCGGAGCGUCUUUUAGAGCGCCACGAGGCUGAGCUGGCGGCGCGGGAGCAGCUACUGGAGCGGGCACUUGCCGAGGGGAUGCAUCCGUCCCAGGACGACUGGCGGCAGCGUGUCGAGGCGGCCCUCUGUGGGGUUCGCAAGCGCGGCGAGGUUCAUUAUGGCGGCGGUACUAGUGGUGGCAGCGGCCACACGGCAACGGCCGUGCUAAAGGAGUGGGAGGAUCUCAUCGCGCAAUUAGAGAAGCACGCGGCACAGUGGCGCCGCAAAGACGCGGAACUCACCGCUCGUGAGCGAGAUGUGGCGCAGCGUGAAGCGGCGCUCGAAGAGGGGCAACAAUGUGUGCAGAAGGAGAGUGAGCGCCUCACGAAGUCACAGGCGGCUCUCUCUGCAAUGCGUGUUGCUGUGGAGCAGCGCACGCGUGACCUCAACGUGCGUGAGUCGGAGCUGUUGGCAGGUCACGGCCGGAGCAUGGAGGAGGAAGAGCGGUACAAGGCGGCUCGGGUCGCACUGCAGCAGAGGGAGACGCAACUGACGUCGGACCAGGAGCGGUGCAACCGACUUCUUGAGGCGCUGUGUGAGCUGUACGCGCGGCUGGCGUUGCUCUUCUAA